Messenger RNA from Lycium ferocissimum, 615 nucleotides. Its product is annotated as protein YIP4b-like. NCBI's taxonomy places the organism in Eukaryota, Viridiplantae, Streptophyta, Magnoliopsida, Solanales, Solanaceae. The record is from RefSeq and is a predicted model, not a curated record. Gene Ontology annotation, biological process: endoplasmic reticulum to Golgi vesicle-mediated transport. Bases 1 to 615 code for a protein of 204 amino acids. The transcript has 2 exons. Gene Ontology annotation, cellular component: trans-Golgi network.
AUGUCACAGAGAGACAUAAUACCUCUAAACUCAACUUCCCAAUCAGACACUGAUGAAAUUGAAAACCUCAUUUAUCCUCCUCCUUCUACUGUCCUUCCGGUACAUCCUCCUUCUCCUCCUCGUGCUGCCGCUACCAUCUCUAUUUCCUCUUCUGCAUUCAUGCCUUCCGAUCUCCGCCCUCUACCUUCCCCCUCAACCACCAAUCACAAAUCGACACCUGUCGUCCCUUCAAUUCCAGCAUCCCCACCGUUACCUUCAUCAGGGGGACAGUCCAAUAUAGUUGCUACUGGAUUUGGAUCUCUACCGAAUACACUUAUGGAACCUGUUUGGGAUACAGUGAAAAGAGAUCUAUCUAGAAUUGUUAGUAAUUUGAAGCUGGUUGUUUUUUUUCCUAAUCCUUAUAGGGAAGAUCCUGGCAAAGCGCUAUGUGAUUGGGAUCUAUGGGGUCCUUUCUUCUUUAUUAUUUUCCUUGGUCUCACUUUAUCUUGGUCUGCCUCUGAGCCAUUUAUCGCCCCUACCCUACCACCCACGACACCCACCCUCAUCUCACAACCACCCACCCGUCCACUACCCCCACCCACUACUCCUCACCACCACCCAACCCUAUUCCCAUAA